Messenger RNA from Cataglyphis hispanica, 3441 nucleotides. RefSeq names its product transmembrane protein 19. The transcript is spliced from 6 exons. The record is from RefSeq and is a predicted model, not a curated record. The coding region runs from base 353 to 1381 and encodes 342 amino acids. Lineage: Eukaryota; Metazoa; Arthropoda; Insecta; Hymenoptera; Formicidae. Gene Ontology annotation, cellular component: membrane.
UAAUAUUUGUAUUCCGCGCAAAGUGCAGGAAAGGUGUAGUUGGAAAGAACAGAUCUUACACGUGUCGCGUUCAUAUACCUCUUUCAAAGUAAUAUCAUUUCACAUUAUUUAUUCUCAAAAAAAAUUACUGCACAACACGUUCCACAAGUGUGAUGCUGUGUCAUAGCAAGGACAAGUAUUUAUAAAAGGAGAAUUUAUUGCCUUGUUUGACAUAUAUGUUGUGUUGACGUGUCCCGCGUGUAUUUUUUGAAACAAUUUUUGAUCUUUGUGCGAAGACACAGCUUCUCAUCGAUCGAUUCAUGGUGAUCGUGCUUUCAUUCUGAUUCAUCUCGUCGAAUUUAAGCUUUUCGAUAUGAUCUCUCUCGGAAAUCGCGAAGAGGCCCGACACUCUCGCGUAUUAAUGCCGGUGUUCCUGGGUGCCUGCGCAAUUCCGAUCUCGAUGCUCUUCUGGGUCGUAAACGUAGCUUACUCGAUACUUUGGCCAGACACCAGAAACUUCACGGAAGAACAUUCAGUUAUCUCACCUUGGAGAUGGCUAGCAGCAGUCUUUAUUCCAUUGUUGUUCUUGCUUUGGGGCUUGCGCAAAAAAAGCCUGCAUGUCAGUGGUGCAAUUCUUGGUCUCUUUGUGGGUUUUAUCUUGACACUCUCGAGCUUUGCUCACUUGUCAGCUCUUGCGACGUUUUUUGUCACUGGAUCAAAAGUGACAAAGUUUCGAUCAGAACAAAAAAAAAAGAUUGAAAUCGAUUUCAAGGAAGGUGGCCAACGGACCUGGAUACAAGUGCUAUGUAACAGUGGUAUGGCUACACAAUUGGCUUUAUUGUAUCUUUUGGAUGUCGGAAGCGGAGAAAGACCCAUCGAUUUUGACAAGGAAUAUCGAAGCUCAUGGUUGUCUAUUGGGAUAUUGGGAGCAUUUGCAUGUUGCAAUGGUGAUACGUGGGCUUCAGAGUUGGGUACAGUGAUUGGCACAGGUGAUCCUUUCCUCAUUAUCACAAGAAAAAAGGUGCCAAAAGGAACAAAUGGUGGUGUAUCAUGGAUAGGUCUAUUAUGUUCCAUCAUUGGCGGUUUAAUAGUUGGGCUUAUUUAUUAUAUUGUGAUAUUAAAUACUGUUGAUACGGCUGUGUUGCAACUAGCAGCACCACAGUGGCCUGUCAUAAUUGUCGCAGGAUUUGCAGGCUUUUUUGGCUCCAUUUUAGAUUCCGUCCUCGGCGCGACUUUACAAUAUUCAGGAAUGGAUGAAAAAGGUUUUAUAGUAGACCGGCCGGGAAAAGGUGUAAAGCAUAUUUGUGGUAAACAGCUCCUAGAUAAUCACAGUGUUAAUCUCCUUUCUAGUAUUGGUAUCGCUCUUGUUCUUCCGAGAAUAGCUAAUAUUUUCUGGCCAUAAAAUGUCAGAUUUAUCUAAAAACAUAUAAUAAUUUAAUAUUAAUUGUUUUAUUAUCGAAUUCAUUAUUUUUUGAUAUAGUUAAUUAUUCUUUGAUCUAUAUAAAAAAAAAAAAAUCCCGUACGGUUUUGUAUAUCUUGUAUAUUUUUCUAAGCUGUUUUACUCAGGGAUGAGUUACUUUAAGAAUUAAUCAAAAAAUCUUACUUAUAAAUAUAAAAUUAUAUUUAUUUCACCAAUUUUUAUAUUUAUAAAUAUGAAUUAAAAAUAAUGAUGAUAUUUGAACAUUGACUUCGCAAAUCAGUUAAUUAAUUAAUUGGGUUUUUAUUUAUUUAUUUUUUGUAUAAUAAAUAUUAAAUAACUAAUAUUUAUAAUCUUAUAUUAUUCUGCUAUUCUUUAUAAUAUUUUACGAUAUCAUUUAAUGAAACAUGGGUUGUAAAAAAAUACUUUACAAAAGGCUCACAUUUUUAUUAUAUAAUUUACAUGCAAUGUUCACGCGGCAUUAUUAUUCGCUGCAUCUAUAUUUCUCCGAUCGAAGAUACUAUUAGAACAAAUUUAUAGGAUUAUCUUAUGAAGAUGUUUUCUACAUCUAUAACAUGAUGUAUAUAAGAAUGAUACAAUAUGAUGUAUUAUUUUGAUAUUGUGAAAAUAACUGAAAAUAAAAUCAGUAUUUAUAUAUUUAUAUGUAAAAUAUGCAAGAUGUAUAUAUCACAUAAUAUACAAAGAAUAUAUCAUAUUUUCUUUAAUUAGAAUUUUUCUGACGAAAUUUUAAAUGAUUACUAUUGAACAAUAAUUUCAUUUUUAUAAUUUAGAAUUAAAAGCAUUUAAAUGGAAAGAAAUACACAAACUCACACAUAUAAUUUUGAUGUACUGUAAUAAAAUUUAUCUUUAAAUAACAAGUUUGAAAUUAAUUUAAUUAAAAUAUUAAAUCUCCUACACAAAUUCUUAAAGAUUAAUAGCUAAAUUUGCCUUCCAAUUAUUAUUCGAUUGAACAAUAUAGAGAAUUCUCAGGAUACAUUAUUAAAAUUUAAUAUGGAUAAAUAAUAUAAAUUAGUUGUUAUAUCCAAAAAUCAAAAUUUAAUAUUAUUGUUAUUAUAUAAUAUUUAAAUAUGUACUUAAUUUUUAUCUCAUUCAUAUAAAAUAAUAGAUGAAAACAUAGAAAAUUUUAUGUUGUAUAUUACAGAAUUUUAUAAUUUGAUCAGAUAACUCAAAUAUAUGCAUACCAUAUGUAUAAUUAUUAUAAGAAAAUUAUUUGGCUAGGUCUUCAUAGGUAUGAAUUAGUAAAUAAAAUAUCUCUUGUAUUGUUUCGCUGAUUAGAAUAUCUGUGAUCAGAAUAUAUAUAUAUAUAUAUAUCAGCCAUGAGAUAAUAAAAGAAGAUUGUAAGAAAUGUUUAUAUAAAAAUUGCAUAAUUUAAACAAAGUAGAUUGACUAAUUAUCUAUCUGUACUUGUCCCUAUAUCUUGUCUCACAAUAUAAUAUUUACAAAAUAUAUAUGUUAAAAAUGUCUAAAAAAAUCGAAAUCAAAAUCACAGCAACAUCUAACACAUGGGGAUUACGCUUCCAUGUUUGUUCCCGAAUCAAUUUGACACAUGAAUUGCUAAAAUACAAUCCAAAAAUUUUACACUUCAAAAAUCUAAAAAUUUAAGAUCCAAAAAUAUAUAUAUAAACCCAACCAAGAAUGUCUAGAUCUAAUGAGUAACCAUUUCGUCUAUUUAUCUCUAUCUAUUCAUGAAUCUAGAUAUACAGAGUAUCUCACAACCAUUGUACAAUACUUUAAUAGCGUAUUCUAAAAAUAAAAUAAAAUAAAACAUACUAUUAAAAAAUUUUAAGGCUAUAAUAGUUUUUGAGUUAUCAAAUUUUACCAAUGAUAUCGCGUAGAACUCGUGCGCUGAGAUCCGUCACUACAUAUACGUGCAUACCGAUCAGUUUUUUAAUGAUCUUAACGAUAUUAAAAUAUUGUAUGAAAAUUGCGAGACACCCUGUAUAUACGAAGAUUAAGAAUACACUUUUCAAAAGAAGAAAUUUAUACAGCUAUGAAUUGUUAAUAUAAUUUCUUACUAAAGAAAA